AUGGAGAGAGGAGAGACAAAAAGGCAGAAGCCCUAUAAUAGCGCCUGCUAACUUUGUUUAUUCGGUUGUGGAAUCUCCCGUCACCUCCUCUUUCCCCCAAUACUUGUCAUCAACCCCUCCAUCCCUUCUCUCUCUCUCUCUCUUUCUCUCUCAUCCCAAGAACAUCAACCUAACAAAACCCACAACGCAACAAUAGCAACAGCAUAAAUAAAUCAGCCACCCCACGAUUCCUCCAUGGUUUCUCUCUCCUCCUCCCGUUCUUGAUCUUGAACAAGAAACAAGAAACAAGAAAAGACCCAGUUUUUCUUGCCGACCCAUCAAUGGACUCUCCCAAGAAUCGCCACCACCACCACCACCACCCCCACCACCACCAACCCAACGGCGAUUUCAAGACCCAUGUCCCCAAGAAGCCCAAAGUCUCCACCUUUAUCGCGGACUCCGAGGUCCAGGCCGAGUUCGCCCACCACGACCCCUCCGUCGCCCGGAUCAACAACGGCAGCUUCGGCUCCUGCCCCGCCUCCGUCAUCGCCGCCCAGCAGCAGUGGCAGCUCAGGUUCCUGCGGCAGCCCGACGGCUUCUACUUCAACGAGCUGCAGAAGGGGAUUCUUGAAUCGAGGGCCGUGAUCAAGGACCUCAUCAAUGCCGAGGACGUCGAGGAAAUCUCCAUCGUCGACAACGCCACGACCGCGGCCGCGAUAGUGCUCCAGCAGAUCGCCUGGGACUUCGCGGAAGGGAGGUUCCAGAAGGGGGACGUCGCGGUCAUGCUCCACUACGCUUACGGCGCGGUCAAGAAGUCGGUGGAGGCGUACGUGAAGCGCGCCGGCGGGCGGGUGGUCGAGGUCCAGCUGCCGUUCCCGGUGAGUUCUCGGGAAGAGAUUGUGUCCGAGUUUAGGAAGGCCUUGGAGAGAGGGAAGGUGGAUGGGAGGAAGGUGAGGUUAGCUGUUAUUGACCACGUCUCGUCGAUGCCGAGCGUGGUGAUUCCAGUCAAGGAAUUGGUCAAGAUUUGUAGGGACGAGGGGGUUGACCAGGUUUUUGUGGAUGCAGCACAUGGGAUUGGGUGUGUGGACCUGGAUAUGAAAGAGAUUGGGGCUGAUUUCUACACUAGCAAUCUGCACAAGUGGUUUUUCUGCCCGCCUGCGGUCGCGUUUUUGUACUGCAGGAAGUCUCCGAGGUCGUCGGACUUGCAUCACCUGGUUGUGUCCCAUGAGUAUGGUAAUGGGUUGGCUAUAGAAAGUGCUUGGAUUGGAACGAGGGAUUAUAGUGCUCAGUUGGUGGUGCCUUCGGUCUUGGAAUUUGUUAAUAGGUUUGAAGGCGGUAUUGAGGGGAUUAAGAAGAGAAAUCAUGAAGCUGUCCUAAGGAUGGGAGAGAUGCUGGCGAAAGCAUGGGGGACGAACCUCGGCUGUCCACCUGAUAUGUGUUCGAGCAUGAUCAUGGUGGGUUUGCCUGCUUGUUUGGAGAUAUGGAGUGAAACAGACACUCUGAAGUUGAGGGACCAUUUGAGGGAUAGUUUUGGUAUUGAAGUGCCGAUUUAUUACCGAUCUCCAAAAGAGGGUGAGGUUGGUCCAAUUACAGGGUAUGCUAGAAUCUCGCAUCAGGUUUACAAUAAGGAAGAGGAUUAUUUCAAGUUUCGAGAUGCGAUUAACAAACUCGUGGACAAUAAGUUCACUUGCAAGCUUCUUCCUGAGUAAUAAGCUCUAAAGUGUUCUGAUAAUAAAAGGGUGCAGUUUUAAGCUCAGCUUGCUUGCCGUCGGCUGCCAUCAUGGUUUAGUUACCAUGGGAUUCCAAGAAGUCUGCAGGAAUCCGGAACCGAGAGGAUGCACGUUGCCUUUGUAAUUAGAUUUUUAGGAAAGAUAUUGACUGCAGGCUCAUUUAGUUUGAGAGAUGCUGACAUCAGGCUCUGCUAAUUUUUGUUGUUUCAUGCUUUGUCGAUCCUCCUCUGUGCAAAUAAAUAAGAACGAACCUGCUCUCAUGUCCGGCAGGAGCUGGUUAUGAAGGUCGUGGAUUGAAGCUUUGGUUUAGGUUUGUAUCGAUUCUGCACGACUCGUUGCUUUCGGUAGGAUCAUCCUUUGCCUGUGCAGACUGAUGAUUUGCUGCUUUCCAAGCAAGUUCUAGUGUCAAAGCCAAGCCCUCUUCCUCUAUGAUUCUGUAAUUGAAGAAUGGCCUAGUAGAAAGCUUCACCGUUUGCUUUCGACGUUA
Eucalyptus grandis is the source of this 2196-nucleotide messenger RNA. Its product is annotated as probable L-cysteine desulfhydrase, chloroplastic. Lineage: Eukaryota; Viridiplantae; Streptophyta; Magnoliopsida; Myrtales; Myrtaceae. The record is from RefSeq and is a predicted model, not a curated record. Bases 321 to 1688 code for a protein of 455 amino acids. The transcript has 2 exons.